Aphanomyces astaci is the source of this 787-nucleotide messenger RNA. RefSeq lists its product as hypothetical. The coding region runs from base 4 to 552 and encodes 182 amino acids. Gene Ontology annotation, molecular function: protein binding. Lineage: Eukaryota; Oomycota; Saprolegniomycetes; Saprolegniales; Verrucalvaceae. The transcript is spliced from 5 exons. The record is from RefSeq and is a predicted model, not a curated record.
GCCAUGUGCCAAGCAGUGCGCAUGUUGGCAUCCCAGACGACCGUGCCCACGCAUUACUCGAUGGCCGCGCCGUACGUAGCACCGUCGCAGCCACCAGCGCCGCGACUCAACCUGACGCCACUGAUGAUGGCCGUGAUGAGCGGCAACGACCUCGCCGUCCACGAGCUACUGCACGACCCUUGCGUGGACGUGAACGAAGCCGAUGCGGAAGGCAACACGGCGAUCUUCCUCGCGUGCGGAGCUAGACAAGAAACCAUAGUGCUGCAGUUGUUAGCCCAUCCUGGCCUCGACCUCGACCAUUCGAAUCAUGAAUUGGCCACGGUGUUCCACAUCGCGUGCCUCCAUGGGUUGGUGGACACGGUUCGCUACCUGGCGAGUCACGCUCAUGUAUUUAUCAACCAAGGCAAUUGUGUGGGGAACACGGGGUUUAUCAUUGCAGCAGCCCACAACCACGUGCAAAUAGUGUCGUAUUUGCUAGAGCACAAUUCCCUCGAUGCCAAUCAAGGCGACGACGUACGUUGCCACGCCUGGAUUGAAGAUAUAUAUAAUUAAAUAUAUUUGUAGAACGGCCUCACAGCAUUCAUGGCGGCGUGUGCCCGCGGACAUGUCGACGUGGUUCGACUUAUGAUGACGCAUCCCAGCGUUGACGUGCAAUGCCGAGAUCAACGCAACUUAUCAGCGACAGACAUGGCCCAAAUGAACGGACACCAAUCGGUGGUGGACUUGUUGUUGACUGUACUGCCGUCUAACUUAUAAUUUAAUCCCCUAAUGUUAUUGAACGGUCGUC